Messenger RNA from Zonotrichia leucophrys gambelii, 390 nucleotides. RefSeq lists its product as uncharacterized. The record is from RefSeq and is a predicted model, not a curated record. NCBI's taxonomy places the organism in Eukaryota, Metazoa, Chordata, Aves, Passeriformes, Passerellidae.
UGUGUACACCUGUACUCACACCUGUACACACCUGUGCACACCUGCACACACCUGUACACCACCUGUACACACCUGAGCUCACCUGCACACACCUGCACACACCUGUACACACCUCUCACCUGUAGCCCACCAGCUCGAAGCAGGACUGCUCAAAGUGCUGGGAACAGAAGUAGAUGUAUUUGGAGCUCACCUGUACACACCUGUACACACCUGUACUCACACCUGCACACACCUGAACACACCUGCACACACCUGAGCACACCUGCACACACCUGUACUCACACCUGUACACACCUGAGCUCACCUGCACACACCUGCACACACCUGUACUCACACCUGAGCUCACCUGUAGCCCACCAGCUCGAAGCAGGAGCUCUCAAAGUGCUGUGA